Messenger RNA from Gigantopelta aegis, 1470 nucleotides. RefSeq names its product gametogenetin-like. NCBI's taxonomy places the organism in Eukaryota, Metazoa, Mollusca, Gastropoda, Neomphalida, Peltospiridae. The record is from RefSeq and is a predicted model, not a curated record. The transcript has 6 exons. The coding region runs from base 77 to 916 and encodes 279 amino acids.
GGACGUGUCUACCUGCGCUCUCGAGCUGCCCCCCCCCCCCCCCCACCUGAGGGGACUGAUUGCCAGCUUCGGCCCGAUGUUGGAGUUUCGGGUCUCGUAUACCGGGUCACGGGCGACCGUGACUUUGGUGUACGGUGACCCGCCUCCACAGAAGAGGAAAGGGGGGACUGAAAGAGGAAGAAGAAGGAAGAAACCGGUGCUAGGGAAGGACCAGGGGGGGACAAAGCUGGCGGCUCAACCUUCUGUGACACCGCCCCCACCGAGUCCUCCGGAGAGGAAGCAACCACUCGUGGAGCCUGCAUCCCCGGAACGGCCGUACACCACCCAGGACAUCAUAAUGUUCAAACGGACGAGUGUGCCACCACCGACUUCUUCCUCCACCCCAAAGACGACGACUCCGGUGCAGCGGUCAACAACGACCGCUCCCGUCGAGUCGCCACAUGGACUUGUUGUUCCGGCGACGAAAAGGAAGGCAACAUCACCGACCACCCAGCCAGCCAAGACCAAGCCGCCGCCGGAAUCCGCUCCCCCUGCGGACGACGAAUGGACCAUUGCCAUCAGUGGACUUCGCCGUCACCUCCAUCAGUACAUACAGGGGGACACGCUUAAACCACAACUACUUCGGGGAGGAUUUUCAAACGCCCACUGGAAGCCAAUGGAGGACGGCAGCAGUUACGAGCUUCACUCUAGGAUCUUCGGUAAAACCAAGGGAAUAGUCGUCACGCACCGAAGGGACCAGACCUACAGACAGUGCAUCCUGUUUGCUGAACUCGACAAUAGAUCGAUCCACAGGAUGCUACAAGCGGUCUGCGGCCCCGACUAUUCCCAGGUGGUCCAACAUCUACAGCAGAUCAAGGACAAGCUGCCGUCGCUCCGAGACACUCCAAGCUCCCCGAAGCAGUACAACCUUACCUAGGACAGGCUCUUGUUUGUAAUAACACACUGUGAUGUCAACUUCCAGACAGUUAACACCCUUCUCUUCACACAUUUAACAGUCUAUUCAUAUAAAUGUUGAGGAAAGCAUCCAGGACUUCACUAUUCGUUAGCACUUGGAUCGAAUCACGAUGAAGUACACACUACUGCUCAUUCUUUUGGUGGCAGUCACCAUCAACCACCAGACAGAGGGGUGGCGGAUAAGGAUUAGGUGGAAAAAAGCCGCCGCCAUAGCAAGCAUAUUAGCCGCUACCGGCAAGCGAGAUCUGUCCGAGUUUGACACCAACAAGGACGGACAUGUGGACGAGUCUGAACUAGAAGACUUCUUUAACACACGGGAUGUCCGGGAAAUCUUGGAGAGAGCUGGUAAAGAUGGAAACAACAAAAUCUCCAUGCAAGAGUUUCAGCAAUUCAUCAAUGAGUUAAACAAGAUGGAAUAAACAAAAUGCAACUCCAGCUUUUUCUCUCUGAAUAUCAAGAACUGACUGCUUAUGAGACGCCAUCUGUCUAAACAAUAAUAAAAUUUGCAACACAAAA